This is a messenger RNA of Jatropha curcas, 4231 nucleotides long. RefSeq names its product light-independent protochlorophyllide reductase subunit. NCBI's taxonomy places the organism in Eukaryota, Viridiplantae, Streptophyta, Magnoliopsida, Malpighiales, Euphorbiaceae. The record is from RefSeq and is a predicted model, not a curated record.
CAACGAAGUUCACGUAGCACACGGCACAGACUAUAUUUUUUCCCUUUCAGGACAAGACAACUUUAAUUUUCUCACGAUGGUCUCGUGAAAUUCUCCGGGAAAGCAUAUGCAAGAAGAUUGGACGGUUUGGGAGAAUAUGCUGCUGCUACCAGUGAAAUGAAAUCGAUCAAAGUGUCCAUUGGAAUUUUCUUUGCUUGAUUUUGUCGGGAGAAGUGAACUUUUUUUUACCUCUGUAAGUGAACUUUAGUUCGAUUGCAUGAUUAGUUUUUUUAUCUGGGGAUACUAUCCUGUUUGGUUUUGGAGAAAUUGGUGUGGGAAGAACAUGUUUUAUAUGACUUAUAUUUUCUAGUUUGGGGUUGAAUUGGUACUAUACUAGGUUGCUUGUUCUUUUUUGAGCUUUUUAUGAUUUUCAGGUAAUCAAGCAAUGUUGGGUUUUGCUUAUUUGAUUUGGUAGUUAACUAGUGAUAUAUUUCUGAUGGAUCAAACAGUGAAUUUUAUGAAAUAAACAUUGAUUUUCUCUUUACUCGUCUGCUUGGUGUCUAAUUAGAAUUGUGAUCCAAGAGAGUUCCUGAAGAUAGAAACUGAAUUGGCCAGAGGUCCUAUGGUGAAUUGGGUUAUUUAUGUGAGUUUGCUUUUUCUGUUUGGAUGCCAAAAUGAUGCUGUCAAAAAUUGGGUCUACAAAUAGUGAUGGUGAUGGAAAUUCAAAUAAUGGUCAGCUGUUGCGUGACAUAGAGGCAAUAAGCCAAGCCCUUUACCUCCAGAAAGCCCCACGAAAGGCUUUAAUCUCUUCAUCCAGUGCUCGAUCUAAAUCAGCUGAGAGACCUAGAUUAUCAGAAUCAAAAUCUAGUCUGAACCCAAGGACUUAUGAUGCAAAUGUUUCUAUCAAAGACAAGAAAUCAUCAUCAUCAGUUUGGAACUGGAAGAAGCCUUUAAAGGCUUUAGCCCAUAUUCGUCAUCAAAAGUUCAAUGUCUGUUUCUUUCUGCAUGUGCAUUCAAUUGAAGGGUUGCCUUCAAGUUUUGAUGACAUGAAGUUGUCUGUGAAUUGGAAGAGGAAAGAUGAACUUUUGCAGACCCGUCCAUCAAGGGUUCUGAAAGGAAUUGUUGAAUUUGAUGAGACUUUGAUGCAUACAUGUUGUGUAUAUGGUAGCAGAAGUGGAACCCACCAUUCAGCAAAGUACGAAGUGAAACUUUUCUCGAUUUAUGUAUCUGUAAUUGGGGCUCUGGGUGUUGAUAUGGGGAAACAAUGGGUAGAUCUCACAAGGCUGUUGCCACUUACUUUGGAGGAACUAGAGGGAGAGAAAAGCACUGGUAAGUGGACCACAAGCUUUAAACUUGCAGGCAAGGCUAUGGGUGCUACUCUAAAUGUUAGUUUAGGUUUCCAUAUACUCAGGGACAGUUUAAUCGAAACUGCAAGGAAUAUGAAUGUCUUGGAGCUUGUGAACAUGGUGCACGGUCGGUCAUGUACAGUAGAGCAAAUAACAGGUGUCAGACAAACCAACAGUAAUGAGAUGCUUCAACGGGUGGGAAGUGUUCCUAGCCAUUUAAACCAGUCUCAUCUCUCUUCUCAAUCUGUCAAUGUAAAAAUUUGUGAUGAAAUAUCACCAAACCUAGGGUUGGAACUCUCAAAGUCAAUAAGCUUUCUAUAUCAGAAACUUGAUGAGGCAAAUUUGCACAAUUCAGAAGAGUUUCAUGCUUUCUCUGAACAUCUGCAGCCACUUAAACUAAAGCCUGAUUUGGAGUUGGAGUCUGACAAAGAUAUUGGUGGAAAUGAGUACUAUUGCACUGAGUUUACUGUCAUUGAAAAGGGAAUAGAAAUGUCUGAAAAGGAAGACUUGAAAUCAGAAGAGAGCAAUGUUCAGUUUGUCGAUGCUCUCGAAAUUGAAACUGUUGAUGUGAAUGAAAUUAUUAAAGAUGAUGAUAUAGAGCUUGAUGGGAAGACAAAGUUUCAUUCAAAGGAUAGUGUCUCAAGUAACUGUUUGGAUGGAGUUUUGGUGGAUGACUGCAAACAUGAAAUUAGUAGUAUUUGUAAAAAAGGAUCUAGCAUGGAAGAUCUGGAGUUAGCUUUUAAUAGAUUUUUUACUUCAGAAUCUACAGAACUAGAAUCCCCACUUGCUAAAAGUGAGAUUUUACAGCAGGAGAAUUACAUGGAUACUAAAGUCAGUUAUAAGGCCCAUAAUGCAGUGAAUAAAUAUCUCAGCUUGGAUGAAGUCACUGAAUCUGUGGCAAGUGAUUUCUUAAAUAUGCUGGGUAUUGAGCACAGUCCCUUUGGUUCAUCUUCAGAUUGCGAUCCGGAGUCUCCUAGAGAGCGUCUGUUAAGAGAGUUUGAAGAAGAGGCCAUAGCUUCAGGCAACUUUAUUGUUGAAUAUGAUGGACAUGGAAAGCAUGAAGAAUUUGGCUGCAUUGCUUCGCUAGCAUCUGAUUGUGGGGAUCUAUCUGCAGAUUUUGAUUUAUGUGUGGCUAUUCAGGCUGCUGAAGAGGAGCACCAGAGGGAAAAUCAAUUACUAAGUAGAAGGAAGGCCAAAUUGCUUGAAGAUUUGGAGACUGAAGCUUUAAUGAACCAAUGGGGCUUAAAUGAGGAAGCCUUUCAGAGUUCUCCACGUUAUUGCUCUGAUGGAUUUGGGAGUCCUGUUGAGCUUCUUCCUGAGGAGCCAGUUGAAUUACCUCCACUUGGAGAUGGCUUUGGACCUUUUGUCCAGACGAAGGAUGGGGGCUACCUGCGGUCUAUGAAUCCUUCUCUUUUCAAAACUUCUAAAAAUGUUGGGAGCUUGAUCAUGCAAGUGUCCCGUCCAGUUGUACUACCUGUAGAAAUGGGAUCUGAUAUUAUUGAGAUAUUACAGCAUUUGGCAUCAAUAGGAAUUGAGAGGCUAUCCCAGCAGGCAAAUAAAUUAAUGCCCUUGGAGGAUAUCACUGGGAAGACAUUGCAUCAAAUAGCACAGGAUACUACACCUGGAGUUGCUGUGCCUGUGAGGCGUGCUCCCUCGUGUCCUGAAUCCUUGCUUGGUAAAGAAGCAAUCUUGCAUGUUGAGAUGGGUUCAGACUAUGUCACUCUUGAAAAUCUCGCUCCUUUGGCAGUGGAUAAAAUUGAAACUAUGUCAAUUGAAGGGUUGAAAAUCCAGUCUGGCAUGGCUGAGGAGGAGGCACCAUCAAGCGUUUUUCCCCAGUCUUUUGAAGGUAAGAGUGCCAGUCUUAGUUGGUUCCUAAGUAUGGAAGGGGUUGCAGAAUUGCAAGAACUUGAUGGCAGAGAUGUUGAUGGUUUAUUUGAUCUUUCUAUAACAUUGGAGGAAUGGUUAAGGCUUGAUGGUGGAGUCAUUGGCAAUGAAGAUCAAGUUAGUGAACGCACACUAAAGAUACUUGCAGCCCAUCAUGCGAGGUGUAUGGACUUGGUCAAUGGUAAAUUGACAAGAGAGAAUUAUUGGAAUAAAGCAGCUGGGAGAAAGCAAGGUUUAUUGGGGAACAACCUGACUGUGGCUCAAAUGGUGUUGCUCAGAGAUCCUUUUCGAAACUAUGAGCCAGUUGGUGCCUCAAUGCUUGCUAUAGUUCAGGUGGAGAGAUCCUUUUUCUGUCUUAAGCCAAUAGCAAAUGGUACGGUGCUAGAAAGAAGAAGCAAUGAAGAAGAAGAUACAAAUGACAAUAUAUUGGAAGAGGAGGAAACUUCCAUUGGGUUUAAAAUUACCGAAGUUCAUCUUUCAGGGUUGAAUGCUGAACCUGGGAAGAAACAACAUUGGGGUACUAAAACGCAGCAACAGUAUGGAAUCCGUUGGCUGCUUGCAAGUGGCAUGUCCAAGUCCUCAAAGCAUCCAUUUUCAAAAUCAAAGGCCAUGGUAGUGUCGUCACCGCAUCUAUUGAGAAAGAUGCAGAACAAUGAUUGCUUGUGGAGCAUAAGCUCUCAAGCUAGUUCUCCAGAAAGUAAGUGGAAGGAGUUGACGGGAUUUGUACCACAUAUACGAAAUCCCAAUGUCAUCUUUUCUAAAUGAAAGCAUGCUAAUUUUUCACUGAUCAUAUUGAGGUUUACAGGGUACACGUUUCUAUUUCUUGAGUGAACAAAGCAUACAUGUAGAUUUUGUUCUGUAUUGAAAGGCUGUGUAUAGCUUGCUAGUGCCACAGAUUAGAUGAAUUAUGUAAUCAGGUUGGUCCUGAGGAUCAAGUAAAAUGUCAGAUCAAAGCUAGUAAUUGUAUUUUUGUUUACAUGCUGUGCAGAGGCAAUAAAUUAAUGAAUUUUUUUAAGGCCAAA